AUGAGCAUCGGUAAUCUAACAGAGCUGGAGAGUAACCUCACUCUCAGCGAUCGCUUGAAGCUCUUCAAAUCUUCGCAGUUCAAUCCCGAUGCUUAUCUCCAAUCCAAAUGCAACAACAUGACGGAGAAGGAGAUAAAGCAUGCGUGCAUGAACUUGUUAGAAUUAAGGAAGGCGUCUGCAGAGGAAAUGCGUAAAAGUGUGUACGCUAAUUAUACUGCCUUUAUACGUACAUCCAAGGAGAUUACAGUUCUUGAGGGGGAGCUCCUUUCGAUGAGGAAUCUUCUUUCUACUCAGGCAGCUUUAGUUCACGGUUUAGCCGAAGGUGUCUUCCUCGAUUCCUUGACAGCCGGCGCUGACGAUUCAGAAGAGGAUAACAUAUUUGCUGUUAAAAAUACGAAACUUAAUAAAACCGAGAAGUGGUUUGUUGAAUAUGAGGAAAACCUUGAAGUUCUAUUGGCUGAAAAGAGAGUGGAUGAAGCUAUGGCCGCUUUGGAGGAAGGGGAAAAAGUAGCCAAAGAACAAGCAGCAAAAGAACCUAAUACUAAACAGAACUUGAGUCCAGAUGCACUUCAAAGAUUGAAGACUGCCCUCACUUUGCUGAGACAAAAACUAGUUGAUCAACUCGCAGAGACAACUUGCCAACCUUUCACGAAAGGUGCCGAGCUCCGUUUGGCCGUUUUGUCCAUUAAAAAUCUCGGGGACGGUCCACGUGCCCAUACGUUGCUGCUCAAUUCUCAUCAGCAGAGGCUGCAGCGUGGUAUGCAAAGUCUUCGUCCUUCGAACAAUUCUCAUGGAGGAUCAACUACUUCGGCUCUUUCACAGCUUGUAUUUUCAACCAUUGCGCAAGCAUCUAGUGAUUCCUUAGCGGUUUUCGGCGAGGAGCCUGCAUAUUCAUCUGAACUAGUAACAUGGGCUGUCAAGCAAACUGACACAUUCGCGCUUCUCUUAAAGAGACAUGCUCUAGCUUCAUCUGCAGCUGCUGGGGGUCUAAGAGUGGCCACUGAAUGUGUUCAGAUAUGCCUUGGCCAUUGCGCUUUGUUAGAAGCUCGUGGAUUAGCUCUUUCCCCUAUCUUAAUGAGGCAUUUUAAGCCCUGUGUCGACCUGGCAUUCAGUGCCACCUUAAAAAGAAUCGAACAGAGUACUGCUGCACUUGCUGCUGCAGAUGAUUGGGUGCUUUCUUAUGCACCGGGUGAUGCACGUCCGUUAUCUUCUACUUUAUCUCUUAGUAGUGCAACUAUGCCACAGCCAAAGCUUUCAAGCAGCGCUCACAAAUUGAAUUCAAUGGUUAAGGCAUUUAUGGAGGAUGUUGGCCCCCUUGAGAUUCUUCAAUUGGAUGGUCCAGCUUUAGAAGGAGUUUUACAAAUAUUCAAUUCCUAUGUUAAUCUACUGAUAAGUGCAUUGCCUGGUUCGAUGGAAAACGAAGAAACUUUAGAUGGUUCUGGGAAUAGAAUUCUCAAGAUGGCAGAGAGUGAAUCCCAACAGUUGGCUUUACUUGCCAAUGCAUCAUUGCUAGCGGAUGAACUGCUUCCCCGGGCUGCAUUGAAACUUUUGCCAUUGAGCCAGGCUAGCAGAGUGGAUGCCACCCCUAGAAGCACUUCAGAUAGGCAAGGCCGUGUUCCGGAACAAAGGGAGUGGAAGCGGAAAUUAAACCGCUCGGUUGAACGUUUGCGAGAUAGCUUUUGUAGACAACACGCCCUUGAUCUUAUCUUCACAGUCGACGGGGACAUGCGUCUCAAUGCAGAGAUAUACAUAAGUAUGGAUAGCCAUACUGAGGAACCUGAAUGGUUUCCAUCACCUAUUUUCCAGGAACUUUUUGAAAAACUAACAAGGAUGGCAAGUAUAGCAGCUGAUAUGUUUGUGGGGAGGGAAAGGUUUGCUACACUUCUAUUAAUGAGACAAACAGAGACUGUAAUCCUUUGGCUUUCCGAUGACCAAACCUUUUGGGAAGAGAUCGAGCAGGGGCCGACACCUUUGGGUCCCCUCGGUCUUCAACAGCUUUAUCUGGAUAUGGAAUUUGUAAUGAUUUUUGCUUCCGAAGGCCGGUAUCUGUCUCGAAAUCUGCAACAAGUUAUCAAAACCAUUAUCGAGAGAGCUAUCGAGGCACUGGCUGCAACCGGAAUUGAUCCAUACAGCGUGUUGCCGGAGGAUGACUGGUUCGCCGAAGUUGCUCAAAUAGCAAUCAAGAUGUUAAGUGGUAAAGACAACUUUACUACUCUGGAGGGAGACGCAACAAGCCCUACGGCAUCUGCGUCGGCAGCUUCGUUCUGAAGUAACUAAGGUCUCUGGCCGUACCUUUGCUCAAAGCAUGUCACCGUCACAAAGCAACCCUGCUUGCCAUCCAAUAAAAUGCAGGUUUUUAGAUCAU
Messenger RNA from Hibiscus syriacus, 2365 nucleotides. Its product is annotated as exocyst complex component EXO84A-like. The transcript is spliced from 7 exons. Gene Ontology annotation, cellular component: exocyst. Bases 1 to 2268 code for a protein of 755 amino acids. The record is from RefSeq and is a predicted model, not a curated record. Lineage: Eukaryota; Viridiplantae; Streptophyta; Magnoliopsida; Malvales; Malvaceae. Gene Ontology annotation, biological process: exocytosis; Golgi to plasma membrane transport; intracellular protein localization.